Molecule: messenger RNA, 333 nt
Organism: Fusarium venenatum
Lineage: Eukaryota; Fungi; Ascomycota; Sordariomycetes; Hypocreales; Nectriaceae
Source: RefSeq, a predicted model, not a curated record
AUGGAUUUGGGGCGAAAGGUCAAUCCCGGUCUCAACUUACGACUAAAGCACGGAUUAGUUCGACGCAGCGGGGAAGACGUCAAACUAGUGGUGUCCAAGGAAAUCGCGGGCAAUAUUGCUUUCGCCCAGCUAAACGGAAUGAAGGACGAUCUUACCAAAUAUAUUGUUAGCUCUAUAACAGCCGAAGGAAGCAUCCCACUUGUUGUCAAAUCCACGAGCUAUGGCAACUUCAAGGAGUAUUUACCCUUUUUGGUUAGACCGAAUAUAGAAAGCAAGGCUAUUUUUGAGGGACGAGAGUGUUCAGUAAAAUGUAGUAAAAUACCCUGUAUUUAG